AUGAAGGAUGCGAACAACGUGGUGCUUUGCAAAGGGGUGCCACCAGAUGAGUACCUACCUCUCAAUACAAUCUGCUUCACUGUCAAGAAGUGUGACAGCGUGGACGAUGUCCAGACGGUGAGCGUUGAUGCUGCAUCGACAAUGCUGGCACAGCGAUACCCGGCUUUGGCAUGGGGGCAGCUGAAGAGUAUCCUCUGGGAACACACCCGGAGUGUAUGUAAACCUGCAGCCAGCGACUGGUCGAUUGCGCUGAGUGCUGGAAGCAUGUCGGCUUUGGACAUUGCCAUCGCAAUGUUCCUCAAUCCUGGAGAUACCAUCCUGGUAGAGGAGUUUACAUUCUUGGCAAUGAUCGAUGCCUGUGUCGCCGCAGGACUGCGCUUAGUUCCGAUCUCCUGCGAUUCCAGCGGCCUUUGCCCAGAGUCGCUGGAGUCCGUGAUCGGCUCCGAGCGAUCUGCCGGACGUGUACCAAAGGUCCUGUACACUAUCCCGGUUGGCCAAAACCCCCUUGGGACGCGGCUUCCCGCUCAUCGGUAUCAAGCCAUCUAUGAUCUGUGCACCGAGCAUGGCGUCGUCAUCUUGGAAGACGACGCGUAUUUCUACCAGCAGCACAAUGCCCACGAUAGCUUGGCUGAUGAUGAUGGCAACGCGGUGGGUGAACUGCAGAAUCUGGGGGCCACGUUUGUCUCUAUUGACCACAAAGGCAUGGUCUUCCGCCUGGAGUCCUUUGCAAAGAUGUUGGCCCCGGGUUUCCGGCUUGGCUGGGUCACGGGUCCCAAGCGCUUCAUCGAGGCCUACGAGAAGCUGUGCUACAUCUCGACCCAGCAGGGCAGUUCUCUGGCUAUGGUUUGCCUGGCCUCGCUGUUGUCACAGUGGGGCAGAGACGGAUUGCAGGCCCAACUUCGGUGCCUGCAACUGGGCCUGCGGCGGCGCUGCCGCGCGCUCCUGCGUGCUUGCGAGGCCCAUGUGUCGGACUUGGCGACUUGGGCAAAGCCGCAGGCUGGCAUGUUCCUGUGGCUGCAGAUGACGCGGCCGAUAUCGACUUUCUCCAGUGAGGCUCUCGUAGAGAGCAUGCAGCGCCAUGGCGUCGUUGCCAUGCCCGGCUCCUUCUGUUCGCCAGAGCCAGGUCGGCCAGUUCCCUACCUUCGCCUGUCCUUCGUGACGCCGGAAGAGAGCUACCCGGAGGGCCUUCGGCGCUUGAGAGAGGUCCUCUUGGAGCUCAGCCUACCGCUGAAAAGCUCUGAGUCUCAGGAGGCAUAUCCUUCCGGCUGA
Messenger RNA from Symbiodinium sp. CCMP2456, 1269 nucleotides. NCBI's taxonomy places the organism in Eukaryota, Dinophyceae, Suessiales, Symbiodiniaceae. The record is from the annotation of a GenBank genome assembly.